CAUCACCAAUCAGGUGUAUUAAGCUUCUCUCUUUACUUCCCCCAUCUCGUGCGCGCCCAUGCCUUCUCACUCGCUAACUCUCACGUUCAUUUGCAUACUUCCAUUCACUCACUCAGAGGCGAACGCACAUUCUCAGUCACUCCACACUACUGACAGCUUGGUUCAUUGUCAGUCCCUGUCUGCCCGUACAGGGGUUUGUCUUCAACACAGAGGAUCACUGGAAAGCUUUAAAAAAGAAAACUCAUAUACGAUAUUGAUAUUUAUUCCACAGUUUCUAUACUUUCUGGAAAUAGCUCUGGUGGAAGAAUGCUCCAAAAAGACCCAUGACGAUGCACAGGAGAAUGAGAACGUGUCGAACGGCUGUGUGAGUAAGAUCCUGGGGAGAUACUAUGAAACAGGCUCCAUCCGACCACGGGCUAUUGGUGGCAGUAAACCAAGGGUCGCGACCCCUGACGUUGUGAGCAAAAUCACGCAGUACAAGACGGGGUGUCCCUCUAUCUUCGCUUGGGAAAUUCGUGACAGACUACUAUCUGAUGGGAUUUGCACUAACGACAAUAUACCAAGUGUUUCUUCGAUAAAUCGCGUUCUGCGCAACUUGGCCAGCGAAAAGCAACAGAUGGGUACAGAUGGUAUGUACGACAAACUGAGGAUGUUCAAUGGACAAACUGGCACGUGGGGGACACGACCUGGGUGGUACGCCGGAAAUUCGGUGCCAGGGCAACCAAACCAAGAUGGUUGCCAGAAACAGGACAAUGGUGUUGAGAACAGUAACCUGAUAAGCUCUAACGGAGAAGACUCAGAUGAGACCCAGUUGCGGCUGCAGUUAAAAAGAAAGUUGCAAAGAAACCGAACAUCAUUCACUCAGGAACAAAUUGAUGCAUUGGAAAAGGAAUUUGAAAGAACUCAUUAUCCUGAUGUUUUUGCAAGAGAACAACUUGCAGCCAAAAUUUAUCUGCCAGAAGCUAGAAUACAAGUUUGGUUCUCCAAUAGAAGAGCUAAGUGGAGAAGAGAAGAAAAGCUGAGGAACCAGCGCCGACAAGUCAACAACUCUUCCAACCAUAUUCCCAUCAGCACCAGCUUCAGCACUAGUGUUUACCAGGCAAUUCCACAGCCUACUACACCUGUGCCCUUUACUUCAGGGUCUAUAUUGGGUAGGUCUGAGGGAUCCCUAACGAACACAUACAGUGGGUUGCCUCCCAUGCCCAGUUUUACCAUGGCUAACAACCUGCAACCCAGCCAGACAUCUUAUCCCUGCAUGCUGCCUACAAGCCCUUCAGUGAGUGGGCGGAACUAUGAUAUAUACACACCCCCUCAUAUGCAAGCACACAUGAACAGCCAAUCAACGGCAACGUCUGGCACCAACUCAACAGGACUUAUCUCUCCUGGAAUAUCUGUUCCUGUGCAGGUGCCUGGCAGUGACCCAGAUGUUGACAUGUCUCAGUACUGGUCAAGACUACAGUAGAGAAAAGUUAUUUUGCUCUCUUAACUUUAAAAGCAAUAGAACUCUCCAGCAGUAUAUCUCUCUCACACACACACACACACACACACACACACACACACACACACACACACACACACACACACACACACUCACACACUCACUCACUCACUCACUCAAGAGUGUGGGUUGCUUUCUUUAUUCUGAAAUGCUUAAAGAGGAGCAAUUCCAGGCAAAAGAAUAAGCGACCUGGUCAUGCUUGUGAUGAACCUGGAGUUUAAAACAUUCGCUGGAGAAGUCAAAAUAAAAAACAACAAAGCUUCAUGUCUUGCAUUUACUUUUUAGUUUUUUUUUUCUGUGUGUAUCUGUAUGCU
Molecule: messenger RNA, 1812 nt
Organism: Electrophorus electricus (electric eel)
Lineage: Eukaryota; Metazoa; Chordata; Actinopteri; Gymnotiformes; Gymnotidae
Gene: pax6b
Product: paired box 6b
Biological process (GO): regulation of transcription by RNA polymerase II; anatomical structure development
Molecular function (GO): DNA-binding transcription factor activity, RNA polymerase II-specific; RNA polymerase II cis-regulatory region sequence-specific DNA binding
Source: RefSeq, a predicted model, not a curated record